UGGUCAAUCGAAGAACGUUGCCAUUUCCGAAUUUGUUUGCCUUUGGUCAAUUGCUUAGCAAAAAAACACAAAAUUUUUUUUUUUUCCGAUUGAAUACCUGUAGAAGAUAUCAAGGAUAAAAUAUUCAGCCAACGCAAUUGUAUAUCGUUCGGAUACUGUUCAGCGGAAGGACUUCCGGAUCGAGUGGUUACGACUUUUCCAAUUAAACAUUUCCGCUUUGUAGGGGGAAGGAUUUACAACGCAAUUCACAAUGCAUCUCUUCUUCUAUGUGAUCCACGUGACGACAAUGCUGGCCAUCGUUUCAGGAGCCAGAUCGAGAGGAGACGGUGGUUGCGGCGUCUUUGGCCAUUCCUGUCUCGGUGGACAUGGAAAACGAGCUUCUAUCGAUUUGAAACCAAACAUCGACGAUCCGUCCACUCGAAUUUGGCCCAAUGCUGUUGGACAGCUCGCGUCAUCCAGAGCUGUAACUCCCAUUCAAGAGCGAUUAAACACCAAACCGCUUCAAGCUUUAGAAUUGGAAUCGGUUUUGGUAUUCAAUGACAUCCCACGAGGCGCUGAACAUUCCAGGUAUUUGAGCCAAGAAGAUUAUGACAACUGAUCCGGAUCGUUUUUUUUUUUUUUUGCCAACACCUUUUCCCUCCCCCGUGUCCCUCCUCUUCCAUUUUCGCAUUGUUUGUUUUCCAAAGAAAUGCAGCCAACCAUUUUUCCCUUUUAAAAGGUCAUUGUAAAGAGACGUAAAUAAGGGAAAUGCACCGGGCCAAUCGGUCUUAACGGGCGUAAUGGACCGGCAAACUUGUCAGUACGAGAAAGUUUGGAAAAACGGACACAAUGACCAGGUGCAGAGAAGAAAGGGUAGGGAGGGGAAAUGUUGAAAACACCUGACAUUUGAAGGUCAUCUCUUUGCUUAUAAGAUCAUUCACCAAAAUUAAACUUUAAGUGAUUUAUUUUUAUUUUUGUCCUUCGGUGUAGUAACAAUUGGGCGGCCAUUUUUUUGUGCUGUGAACGUGGCAUUUCCUGUUGAUGUAAUACAGCAUUAGCUCUCUCUCUCUCUCUCUCUUCCCUAUACUCUUUUUUUAAAUCUGUAUCCAACCUUUCAUUCUCUUCCUCCUUUCUCCCGCCUUCUCCGAAAAUGCUGUGUACUAUUACUACGACUACUACAACGCAUACCUGCGGGUAUUUUCUUUGAAUUUUUUUUUACCCCCUCGAGGCUGUUUACCUGUAUCUUCUCACUUUCCCUCCAUUUUUGUCUUCUUUAGGUGUGUCUCGCCCCAUUUUCUUUAAGCCCUAUUAUUACCAUUAUUAUUACUUUACAAACAUGCAGUGCAUAUUUCUCGCUCUACACAAACAUAUUGUUGAUUUUGCAACAUGGCUAUCGGUCGUACGAGAACGGGUCGAUGGGUAAAAUACACUUCAAUACAAGCUUGA
Molecule: messenger RNA, 1425 nt
Organism: Daphnia magna
Lineage: Eukaryota; Metazoa; Arthropoda; Branchiopoda; Diplostraca; Daphniidae
Exons: 5
Coding region: 251-598 (115 amino acids)
Source: RefSeq, a predicted model, not a curated record